Molecule: messenger RNA, 3553 nt
Organism: Cadophora gregata
Lineage: Eukaryota; Fungi; Ascomycota; Leotiomycetes; Helotiales; Ploettnerulaceae
Exons: 3
Coding region: 215-2257 (680 amino acids)
Molecular function (GO): metalloaminopeptidase activity
Source: RefSeq, a predicted model, not a curated record
CCUUGCAGCAAGCCACUCAUUGAUGAGCCAUUGGGUAAGUAUACUUUCAACACCUCUAGUAUACGACCUUGUUGGGUAUUGUGCCCAGGUUAAUACUUCUUUGGGGACUACCUAUCACUCAGAGAAAUCAGAGAUGCUCUAGAGUUUCGGCCCGGCCUUCUUCACUCCACCUUUGCAGCCAAUUUUGUUUCGUGGGGGCAUUUCUGAAGAAUCAAUGCGAUACUUUCGAGCUCUUGAAAAAGCCUUCAUUAGAACGCAACCUUUCAUCCACAAAGAGUUUCGAAGCCAGAACAUACACAUCUGCAUUCGUCACAGUUCCUCUCUGACAAGCGCCAACAUAACCCCCACCAAGAACAAGUCGAUACACCUAGGAAAGUUCGUUAGACCAAAGAUCGAAAUGGAGAAGGUCGUUACAACAGAGCGCCUGGCCGGUCUGAGGGAACUGAUGAAGAAACACAAGGUGGACAUCUACAUCGUACCCUCUGAAGACAGCCACUCCUCGGAAUACAUUGCCCCGUGUGACGCCAGAAGGGAAUACAUUACGGGCUUUACAGGGUCUGCAGGAUGUGCAGUAAUCACCCAUGAGAAGGCGGCUUUAGCAACGGACGGUCGAUAUUUCAAUCAAGCUUCGAAACAGCUGGAUGAAAACUGGUUGCUGCUCAAACAAGGAUUACAAGAUGUCCCAACUUGGCAAGAAUGGUCUGCAGAACAAUCUGAAGGCGGCAAGGUGGUGGGCGUUGAUCCAAGGGUCAUAUCUGCCCCCGAGGCCCGGAAGCUGUCUGAGAAGAUCAAGAAGCGGGGUGGAAAAGACCUGAUGGCGAUAGAGGAGAACCUCGUGGACCUCAUCUGGGGAGGCGAUCGUCCAGCUCUACCCGCCGAGCCAGUCAAGCUUCUUGCACAAAACUUUGCGGGAAAGAGCGUGAAGACAAAACUGGAAGAGCUCCGCAAGGAAUUAGAGAAGAAAAAGAGCUCUGGAUUCAUAGUGUCUAUGCUGGACGAGGUCGCGUGGCUCUUCAAUCUACGAGGAAGCGACAUCCCAUACAACCCAGUGUUUUUCUCCUAUGCGUCUGUUACACCGACCUCGGCAACCUUGUACGUCAACUCGUCCAAGUUGAGCAGCGAAUGCCAGACAUAUUUGUCGGAGAAUGGCGUGUCUGUUCGACCAUACGAGAAGAUUUUUGAUGACAGUCAGAUGCUGGGCGAAUCGUUACCAUCUCCAGAUGCUGAAGGUCAAUCCGAGGCCAAGAUCAAGAAGUUCUUGGUGUCGACUAAGACUUCUUGGGCUCUGAAACGAGCUUUGGGAGGAGAAUCCAAGGUCGAGGAGAUCAGAAGUCCAGUUGGUGAUGCUAAAGCUGUGAAAAACGAAACGGAGCUUGGGGGCAUGCGAGCUUGCCAUAUCCGUGACGGAGCUGCUCUAACAGAAUACUUCGCUUGGCUAGAGCAUAGACUUACUGUUGAUAAGACACCAAUUGAUGAGGUCGAAGCAGCUGACAAGCUGGAGGAACUCCGUUCAACGAAGAAGCACUUUGUUGGGUUGUCUUUCGAUACAAUCUCAUCUACCGGAGCGAAUGCUGCUGUGAUCCACUACUCGCCCGAGCGCGGGAACUGCUCCACCAUCGACCCGAGUGCUAUCUAUCUAUGCGAUUCUGGUGCUCAGUACUUUGAUGGUACAACGGAUACAACUCGAACUCUUCACUUUGGAGAACCUACCGAGAUGGAGAGAAAGGCGUACACGUUGGUGCUCAAGGGCAAUAUUGCUCUGGACGUUGCCAUAUUCCCAAAAGGAACCACAGGAUUUGCGCUCGACACUUUGGCGAGACAAUUUCUUUGGGAACAGGGACUGGACUACCGCCAUGGCACAGGUCACGGUGUUGGCUCUUACCUAAACGUACACGAAGGACCAAUCGGAAUCGGGACCAGAAUCCAAUACUCGGAAGUCCCAUUAGCACCAGGAAACGUGAUAUCUAACGAACCAGGAUACUACGAAGAUGGCAGUUUCGGUAUCCGCAUCGAGAACAUCGUCAUGGUGAAAGAAGCCGAGACCAAACACAAGUUCGGCGAUAAGCCAUAUCUCGGCUUUGAGCAUGUCACUAUGGUUCCCUAUUGCCGCAAACUCAUUGACGAGAGUCUCCUUACCAGGAGAGAGAAGCAUUGGCUGAAUGAAUACCACGCCGAUAUCCAUGCCAAGACCAAGGAGUUCUUCGAGCCGGAUUCUCUGGCUAUGAAGUGGUUGGAGCGGGAGACUCAACCAUUGUAAUCAGUAAUCUUUUUUUUCUCUCCUCCGUUCAAGAGAAGGAUUGUAACCUCAGCAUAUUGCGAUGAGGAUGGAAGCAAGAAAGCUAGCAAGCGUCUUUCUGUCUGACCCUUUUGAUAUCUAAUUUACAUGACUGGCUUCUCAGCCUUCUUCCUCUCCCUCCACUACCUACCUACCUACGUACUAGAAUUGCAUGAAAGCAGCUAGCGCGAACGUGGUCCCGAAUGAGAUCUUGAAAGCUACGUUGUCUUGAACUGCUGAGCGGAGAUCGAUGCUGGUGACGUAUUUCUGGAGGCGGUUGUAUGGGAUGAUGUUGAUGCCGUGAUUUGAGGCGUACUUUUCUUUCGCGUUAAUACUGGUCCUUCUCUGAUGAUGGGAAGGGGGACUGGAAGGGGCCGUACUUGUACACCAACGACCAAUAAUCCUAAUAUCAGUGCCAGACUCCUUGAGAAAGUACUAACUGCCAACCCAGCACAUAGUCCUGUGAAAUCCAAUUAGCCAUUUUUUCCUCUUACCUCAUUCUUUCUUCUCCCCUCAUCCUCCCUCCUCUCAAGCACCCCUCCCUCCUAGUCAGCACAUCCACAUCCACCUCAAACCAAAAUCUUCUCCUAGUCCCCUUCCGCCUCAAAAGUUUCCCUAAGUCUCAAUUGGGUAAACUCACCAAUAAUACUCCCGCUACUAAUCUGCCUCACAGCCCUCUCAUUCAGCCUCCCCUCCCUCACAACCGGCACCUUCGCAUUCCGCGCAUACGAGUCCUGGGACAAAAUAGAUCCACCAGGUGCAGAGUCCAUCCGGUACGAUCGCUGAUACAUGGUUUGGUGGGUUAGGAAUGAGAGGCCAAGACCCAGGCCGAGGGUUUGGGGUCGCAUGAGGGGGCGGAGGAGGAGGGUGGCCAUUUUUUGAGAUGAGUGAGGGGUUGAGUUGAGAUGAGUUGAGAUGAGGGGUGAUGGGAUGGGAUUUGGGAUUGAGAUUGGAAAUAGACGGUUGGAGGCUUGGGUAUUUUUGGGAUGGAGGAGAUUUGAGAUGAAGUGGGAUUUAUUCAAAAAUGCGAUUGAAUGAGGUUGGAAAUGACAUGAAAGUAAGAUGUUGUCUUAGUGCCCGUUGACAUCAUGGACUGUCCAGUCCCAAGCGCGGCUGAAGCCUCGUGCUAGGCUUGGGGUGGAGUACGGACAGUGACAGUAUGGAGAUGUACAGUUUGGCACUUUAUUGAAUGUAUAUAUAAAACGCGGAUUGUCCUGAAAAAUAACUCACAAGUCAAGUUAUACGAAUGUAUUUUUGAGUAAACAUCGAUUGUCUUGG